This is a messenger RNA of Vanrija pseudolonga, 3598 nucleotides long. It is a transcript of the gene Upf1, whose product is annotated as Regulator of nonsense transcripts 1. The record is from RefSeq and is a predicted model, not a curated record. Gene Ontology annotation, biological process: nuclear-transcribed mRNA catabolic process, nonsense-mediated decay. Gene Ontology annotation, molecular function: RNA helicase activity; DNA binding; zinc ion binding. NCBI's taxonomy places the organism in Eukaryota, Fungi, Basidiomycota, Tremellomycetes, Trichosporonales, Trichosporonaceae. The transcript is spliced from 10 exons. The coding region runs from base 95 to 3379 and encodes 1094 amino acids. Gene Ontology annotation, cellular component: cytoplasm.
CAGCAACAACAACAACACUUUGCACUCUACUCUUUCCUUGCACCAUAUACCCACCUCGAGCAAUACACACGAGGUAGCGGCACAUACCGCUACCAUGGACCCAUUCACCACCUUUGAAGGUGCUUCCCAAUAUGGCCUCGACCAGGAUGAUACCACAUCAAUGUACUCGGCCGCACCGAGCGCCUUGACAGAACAGAUCCUCGACGUCCCCGGACAGCACGCAGCGCGCAACGGGUCUGGCCUCGAGCGCGGCUUUGACGAAAUGUCGCUCACCUCGCGCCAUCAGAACGGCGCCCACGCCUACGGAGACGAGUACGACCCCGCGCUGCUGGACGAGUUUCGCGAGGAGGAGGUCCCACUCGGCUACGGCAUUGAGCACGCGUGCAGUUAUUGUGGCAUCCACAACCCCCAGUGUGUUGUCAAGUGUAUUCAGUGCAACAAGUGGUUCUGUAACUCGCGUGGCAACACGUCGGCGUCACAUAUCGUCAACCACCUGGUCAAGGCCAAGCACAAGGAGGUCAUCCUCCACAAGGACUCGGCGCUUGGCGAGACGACUCCAGAAUGUUACAACUGUGGCAGCAAGAAUGUCUUCCUUCUGGGCUUCAUUCCCGCCAAGAGCGAUACCGUCGUCGUGCUGCUGUGUCGCCAACCUUGCGCAGCUCUCACCAGCUCUCGUGACAUCAACUGGGACACGUCCCAGUGGUCAGCGAUCAUCGACGACCGCUCGUUCCUGUCGUGGCUCGUCAAGGUCCCCUCCGAGGCUGAGCAGCUGCGCGCCAGGCAAAUAUCCAUGGCUCAGAUCGCCAAGCUCGAGGAGAUGUGGCGCGACAACCCCAAUGCCCGUCUCGAGCACGCCGAGGCGCAGGCGACCGAGGAGGAGAUGCAGCCUAUUCUGUUACGAUACGAGGACGCGUACCAGUACCAGAACAUCUUCGGCCCACUGGUCAAGAUCGAAGCCGACUACGACAAGCGCAUGAAGGAAUCGCAGGGAGAGACCGACAUCAUUGUUCGUUGGGACAUGGGUCUCAACCAAAAGCGACUCGCUUGGUUCUCCAUGCCCAAGCUGGAGAGCGGCGAAGUGCGCUUGGCCGUCGGCGACGAGCUCAGACUCAAGCUUGUCGGCGCCGGAAUGAAGGGCUGGGCUACCCUUGGAGGCGACAACGACAAGUUGUGGGAGGGUGCCGGCAGUGUCAUAAAGGUUCCAAACAAUAUCUCUGACGAGAUCUGUCUGGAGCUGAAGCGAUCCGACAACGUCCCCACCGACUGCACCCAUGGCUUCGCCGUCGACUUUGUGUGGAAGGCCACCAGCUUUGAUCGCAUGCAGGCGGCCAUGAAGACGUUUGCCAUCGAUGAGAAGAGUGUGUCGGGCUACAUUUACCACAAGCUCCUCGGCCACGAACUGGAGCCCCAGGUUCUCCGCACACAGAUGCCCAAACGCUUCACAGCUCCACACCUCCCCGAGCUCAACCACUCGCAGAUGGCCGCAGUCAAGGCAGUGCUGCAGAAGCCCCUCAGUCUUAUCCAGGGUCCUCCUGGUACCGGAAAGACUGUCACGUCGGCCUCGAUCGUGUACCACCUUGCCAAGAUGAACCCGGGACAGGUUCUCGUCUGUGCGCCGUCCAACGUCGCGGUCGAUCACUUGUGUGAGAAGAUCCACAAGACGGGCCUCAAGGUUGUUCGUCUUGCUGCCAAGUCGCGUGAGGCUCUCGACUCGUCGGUCGCCUUCCUUUCGCUCCACAACCAGGUGGCCAAGAACGACACUCGUCCUGAGCUGCAGAAGCUCAUCCAGCUGCGCAACGACCAAGGCGAGCUGAGUCAGAGUGACGAGCGCAAGUACAAGUCGCUGGUUCGCGCCGCCGAGAAGGACAUCCUCAACGCGGCUGACGUCAUCUGCACGACCUGUGUUGGUGCUGGCGACCCUCGUCUGGCCAAGUUCAAGUUCCGCACUGUGCUGAUCGACGAGGCCACCCAAGCCGCCGAGCCAGAGUGUAUGAUCCCGCUCGUCAUGGGCUGCAAGCAGGCAGUGCUCGUCGGAGACCACCAGCAGCUCGGUCCUGUCAUCAUGAACAAGAAGGCCGCCCGCGCUGGUCUCUCACAGUCGCUGUUCGAGCGCCUGGUCAUCCUCGGCAACCGCCCCAUUCGUCUGCAGGUGCAGUACCGAAUGCACCCCUGCCUCUCCGAGUUCCCCUCCAACAUGUUCUACGAGGGUACUCUCCAGAACGGUGUUACCGCUCCUGAGCGUCUCCGCAAGAGUGUCGACUUCCCCUGGCCCGUCAGCGACACGCCCAUGUUCUUCCACCAGAACAUGGGCACAGAGGAGAUUUCAUCCAGUGGUACUUCGUUCCUCAACCGUACCGAGGCUUCCAACGUCGAGAAGAUGGUCACCAAGUUUUUCAAGUCCGGUGUCCUGCCCUCGCAAAUCGGUGUCAUCACUCCUUACGAAGGCCAGAGGUCGUACGUCGCGUCGUAUAUGCAGCUGCACGGUUCCCUCAAGAAGGACCUGUACAAGGAGGUGGAGGUGGCCAGUGUCGACGCUUUCCAGGGUCGUGAGAAGGACUACAUUAUCCUGUCGUGUGUUCGCUCCAACGAGCACCAGGGCAUUGGUUUCCUCAACGACCCGCGUCGUCUGAAUGUGGCCCUUACUCGUGCCAAGUAUGGCGUGGUGAUUCUGGGUAACCCCAAGGUGUUGAGCAAGCACCCUCUCUGGCUCUACCUCCUCACCCACUUCAAGGAGAAGUCGUGCUUUGUCGAGGGCCCGCUCAGCAACCUCCAGCCUUGUAUGAUGCAGUUCAGCAAGCCGAAGAAGUCGCUUGCGCGUGCACUCGACCCCUUCCGCCGCUUCGAGACGCCGGCCAACGACUACCUUGACAAGCCCGGUCGUGCACCAGCACCAGCGCCAAGUCGCUUCGACGCCGCCUACUACCGCACGCACGACACGAUCACCUACGUGCCUCCCGAUGCCCAGUCUGUUGUCUCGCAGGCUCUGACGCAGAGCUUCCCCCUGUCUGCCCAGCCGUUCCCCGGUGCCGGUGGCGGCAAGAAGAUAACCUACUCUGGCUACGCCUCCUCGGUGAUUUCUCAGCAGCCGGCCGAGUCGACCACGGGCAGCUUAGCACCAGGCCAUGCGCUCGCGCCCAUGUCGUCGCGUGCGUCGAGCAUUGCCUACUCGCAAUACGACCGCCUCCCUCCUGGUCCCUCCGUCGGCGGUGGAUUCGGCCUUGGUGACAAGAAGCAGCUCGGCCUUGGCGGACCCCGCAAGCUGUCGAUUGGUUCGAUUGCGCCCUCGGACGCCGUCUCGUCGUACGCCUACGGCUACAAGGCUGGUGACGACGACACGCAGUCUAUUGCCCCUAGCCAGGCUGGCGUGACUGAUUUCUAGUUGCCAGUAGCGCGCUAUCGUUCCGUUUCUGCCACUCAACGGUGGUCUCCUCCGACCAUGGGCAUGGCGAGCACGUCCGUCGUGACGCACUCUGCCAGAGGGCUGCUGUUCUCACGAGACAGCGUCGCUCGGCCACCACCACGGCCGCGCCGCAGCUCCCGUCUCCCUCGCCGCCCCGCCCGCUUGUAUCUCUGCCCUGGCUCCUUUUUGUGUACAAGG